GCACCGGUAAAAGACUUCACAGACUUCACACACCUACAUCCUCAUCCGUCCUAUUCUUCUUCUUCUUCUUCUCUGAAUCUAUUUGAUUUCUUGCUCAUUCAAUUUUCUAGAUCUUCUAGGGUUUUUCUCUUUCUGGGUUGCACGGAUUCAUUCAUGGAAAGAGGAUGGGGUACUCUCACUCUUGAUUCUUCAGAUCCCCUAACCACCGCCGCCGCAGCAUCACCUUUCUUUUCCACCAAGAAACCGCCGCCGUCUCCGUCUCCUCCUGCGUCUCUGCGCUCUUUCUUCUCCGACGAAAAACCAAUCCGCGAUAUGUUUCCUCAGUUCCCGGUAAGUCUCGGCCGUGACCAACGCCGCCAGACUCCGCCGACGUCCUCCUCCGGCGACACUCCGAUGUCCGUCAACGAGGUUGACUUCUUCAACUCCGAUCAUCGUCACAGCAAGCAACAGAGGGCCGCGGGAUCUGACCGCGAUGGCGUUAAAAGUAACGGCGCCGUGCCAGGUGCUAAUAUCAAGAAAGAGAUCGUCAGUUCUCACGUUGAUGAUAAUCAAGACGGAGCUAGAGAUGUAAAUAUUGGGUUGCAUCUGUUAACUACUAACACUGGAAGUGAUCAGUCAACGGUGGAUGAUGGAGGAUUAUCAGAUAUGGAAGACAAGCGAGCUAAGACCACUGAGUUGGCAAAGUUGCAAGUGGAGCUGCAAAGAAUGAAUGUAGAAAACCAGAGGUUGAAGGAGAUGCUUACUCAAGUCACUGGUAAUUACAAUGCUCUGCAGAUGCACCUGGUGACUUUAAUGGCACAGCAGCAGCAUGAAGCCGAGUCAACUCAACGUCUCAAUAUUGUAGAAGCCAAGCCGGAGGAGAAGAAGAAACAAGACGCUAUGGUGCCAAGGCAGUUCAUUGAAUUAGGCCCGUCACCCACCACCCUUGAAACCGAUGAAUUAUCUCACUCGUCAUCCGACGAAAGAACAAGGUCUGGCUCACCUCCAAGAAAUAUAGAGGCUGUGUCCAAUCACAGUGUGGAGAAAGAAGAGAUUGCCCCAUUUGAUCACAACUCUGGUAAAAGACUUGGAAGAGACGAAAGUCCAGAUUCGGAUGGUUGGGGCCUUAACAAGGCUCAGAAACUGAAUAAUAAUAGCUCAUCUAAGGGUAUUGAUCAUCAAUCAGCCACCACUGAGGCCAACAUGAGAAAAGCUCGUGUCUCCGUUCGUGCAAGAUCGGAAGCUCCCAUGAUUACCGAUGGAUGUCAAUGGAGAAAAUAUGGACAAAAGAUGGCAAAGGGAAAUCCUUGUCCUCGUGCUUAUUAUCGAUGCACCAUGGCUGUUGGUUGUCCGGUUCGAAAGCAAGUUCAACGAUGUGCUGAAGAUCGUUCAAUAUUAAUAACAACAUAUGAAGGAAACCAUAAUCAUCCAUUGCCUCCCGCAGCAAUGGCAAUGGCAUCAACAACAGCAGCAGCUGCUAGUAUGUUGCUUUCAGGGUCAAUGUCUAGUGCAGAAGGACUAAUGAACCCGAACUUGUUGGCAAGGGCAAUCCUUCCUUGCUCAUCAAGUAUGGCAACAAUUUCAGCAUCUGCACCAUUUCCUACUAUCACAUUAGACUUAACGAACAACCCUAACCCUCUACAAUUCCAAAGACUACCGACCCAAUUCCAAGUCCCUAAUUUGCCCCAAAACUUUGGUUCAGUAACACCUCAAGUUUUCAACCAAGCACUUUAUAACCAAUCUAAAUUCUCUGGCCUUCAAUUAUCUAAUCAAGACCAUCAAAUGGGAAAUUCUUCCCACUUAUCCCACCAAUCUCCUCCUCUCUCGGUUAUACACCCGUCAUCACUGCAACAACAACAACAGUCUCCAAAUUCUCUAGCAGACACAGUCACUGCCACAGCCGCUGCCAUCACAGCAGAUCCCAACUUCACAGUUGCUCUUGCUGCAGCCAUCACUUCUAUUAUAAAUGGCAACAACGUGCAUCCUACUAUCGCUGCCACUACCGCCAACAAUAAUAAUAACAACAACAACAACAAUAACAAUAAUAAUAUCAGUACAAGUAAUACGCAAUGAAUAUCACCAGUAUACUAAAAAGUUACAUACGAGUUUUCGUUCCUUCUUUUGUUUCUCCUUUCUUUUUAUUACUGGUUAAUGUUAGCGUAGUUUAGAUGUCCAAUUUCUUUGUUCUUCGGGAGUGGGAUGAUGAAAACUUUACAUGUUCAUAUGUCCUUUUUUUUUAUUUUUUUUUUUGGGAGUCCUUGUGGUAGAGGGUAUAGAGAAAUCAAGAACAAAGCUUUAAUUCUUUUGUUACUAUUUUAUUUAAAUAGUUUAAUUCAAAAAAAAAAUUAGUAAAUACACAAAAAGACA
Messenger RNA from Carica papaya (papaya), 2346 nucleotides. RefSeq names its product putative WRKY transcription factor 31. NCBI's taxonomy places the organism in Eukaryota, Viridiplantae, Streptophyta, Magnoliopsida, Brassicales, Caricaceae. Gene Ontology annotation, molecular function: DNA-binding transcription factor activity; sequence-specific DNA binding. Gene Ontology annotation, biological process: regulation of DNA-templated transcription. The record is from RefSeq and is a predicted model, not a curated record.